CAGACAGUACCGCAGAGAGCGCAGACAGGCCUGACAGGAGCAGGCCCCGACAAAUACAAAGAGCGGAAGAAGAGCAGCACGCACGUCCAAGAAAAAUAAUCCUCCCCCUGUAGCGAGUCUGCGCCGCCCUGCUUCUCCUCCUGCCAGUGGACUACCAAUAAAUACAUUCAGGCAAAAUAACCCUUUUGUCAUAAGAGAAAGAAACGCCAUUUGCGACGGAGAUAAAUAAUUGAAAAAUGCGGCUGUCCGACUGCGCAUCCCUGGGAGUGAAUAGGGAAUUGCUGCGCCAGUGUCCCGGCUGAGAGACGGAGCCGAUCUUACCCAACGUAACCUCCCGGGCUUUAUUCCCCUUAUCCUUACACAAUAUCGCUGACAAAAAUCAUCGUUUCAAACAUGUGUGCAGGGAGACAGAAUAAAGGUUGUGCGUUGGCCAAUGCGCCCCUGCGUCGGUCCCAUCCUGCAGAAGCAUGUCCCGUCGGAAACAGAAACGACCCCAGCAGCUUAUGAGCCUGACCCUCGGUGCCUGUCGGAUACUUGAGCAUGAUGACACCUUGGCAGUGAAGUCACAAUCCUUUCCAUUUACCCUGGAUUCUCCCUUGUGCUCUCCAUCCUCCUCUCUUCAAAGCUCCCAGCUGCCCCUUGAACUUUGUUCAUCUCUCAAGGGCUCUCAGACCCCCUCACUACCCACUGAGGGUCCACCACUAUCCUGCUCACCAAGCCAGCCCUCUCACCAGCUCCUCAAAGACCCAACGCCCUCCUUCUCUCCUGACUGCCCUUACUCUACCCUGUCCUCCCAAACUCAACAUCCAUCUGCCCAUCAACUGUCUGGUCGCAAUUCUACGUCUUCUGCAAGUACCCUCAUCCACCCCUCCGGAAGUGCACACAUGGCCUCUCCCAAGUUGGGCCUGUCAGCCACUACUACCACCUCUUCUUCCUCUUCAUCAUCCUCUGCCUCCCUAUGUCCUCCACCUCAUCCUGGAAGCCCCAGUCGUGUGCCUGAGGGUCCUCCAAGUCCUGUUACUCCCACUCCCAGUCCAGGAGUGACAUCCGCCUCAGCUUCACCUUCUAGGGCCCAACUGAGUAUUGCCCUGAUCCUGGAGGAACUGCGGGUGCUGCAGCAAAGGCAGAUCCACCAGAUGCAGAUAACAGAGGAGAUCUGCAGACAGGUGCUACGCCUCGGUGGAGCCUCCUAUACUGUAGACACACCAUCCCAGCAUCUCCUUUCUCCUCUGCCUCAGCUCUGCCUGGAAGGCAGCAAAAGGGCGGCAAGCCCAAAUACACAACCAACUGUACCUCAGCCUUCCACCUCUGUUGCUCCUCUCCUGGCAUGUUUUUCCUCCCUGCUCCCUUCUCAGCCAGCCAACAAAUCCACAAAGCCAAGCAGUUCCUUGUCUCAAAUCCUGCAGCCCCAUAAGUCCCAGAUUGAGGGGAUGGGGGGUCAUAAUUAUCUGAGAGUGAGUUCUCGAUCCUCAGCUCCCUCCACCUCUUCCUCUGCUGCUAUCUCCAUGGCUUCCUCCACCUAUCCACUUGCCCUUUCUUUAGCUCUACCUAACUGCUAUCUUCAUGAAAAAUCUCCAAAUACCACUUCAGUGACUGGACACGGAGGCCGAUCCUUCCUAAAUACAUCCCUCCCCACAUCAGCAUCUAUGGUCCUGAAUUCCCAACAUUCUUUGCAGUCUGUCUCUGGAGGAGCAGAUUCUUCUUCUACAUCCAGUUCCACCACUACUGGCCGCUUCCAACAUGCCUGCCGCUUCUGUGGAAAAAUGUUCAGCAGUGACUCUUCUCUGCAGAUACAUCUACGCUCACACACAGGGGAACGACCCUACCAAUGUCCAGUGUGCCUCAGCCGCUUCACCACACGAGGCAACCUCAAGGUGCACUUCCUACGACAUCGCGAGCAAAACCCAGAACUCUCACUUUCACUCCUGCCACCUUCUUUGUUUGGGGUAGCAUUAGGGGCCACAGGGAGGUCAGAUAUGGGACAGACCAUGAGCAGUGGUAGUAGUACUAGUGGCAUAAAUAUUAUACCGAAAAAGCAAAAAAGCAGGCCUGAGGAUGAAAGUUGUGGAGAUCAUUUGGAUGUUGGUGGGAUAAGCACUGGCUUUUCUCUUGGGGCCUCUGGAGGAUCUGCCCCAUCUACGCUUCCCCUGGCCCCCAGUGUGGAUCUGGCUUUAAUUUCCCAUUCUCUCCUUCAGCUCAAUAGGGCAGCAGCUGUAGCCGCAGCGGCCUCUAUCACCUCUGGCUCAUCCCACUCAUCAUCCUCCUCUUCAGCCUCCACCUCUUCUCUGGCUACCUCCCUCCUAUCUAACCCUUCCAUGUCUUCAUCUUCCACCAUCACAGAUUUAUUCAAGAGUGCGAAGCAGCAGCACUUUGAUGAGAACACUCCCCCUCAUACACCAAUGCUCUCUCCUGCAGCCUACACCCAGCUAGCCCAUCUGCCUAAACUCCUUUUCCCAUCUGUCUCCACUUCUUCCUCUACCCCUGCUGCACACUCAUCCCUCUACAAUCAUCUAGCCUUGGGCUUGCCACGCACUCCUUUACACUCUACAUCAGCCUCCUCCCAACUUGCUUCUUCCAGCCAUUCUCACCAUUCUUUCCCUUUCUCUUCCUUUCCUAAAGUCCCAGGUCCACUCACCACCACUCCAUCCUCUCUGCCUUCCACAAUGGCUACCUCCACUCCAACAUCUGAAACCUCCAAGCUGCAGAGGCUGGUGGAGAAGCUAGAGAAGGGACCUCCUUGCUCCUCUUCUCCAUGGCCUUCUUCCUCUACUUCCUCCUCCAUGCUGGAGAUGUUAUCUAGCAGUACCACUACCUCUUCAGCAAGUCCAGCCAGCAGUCAUUUCACAAAUGCCAGCACUUCUACCACCUAUGUCAUGGCAUCUCCACCAUCGUCAACGCUUGUCUCCACUUGUGUCUCAAACUUCACCCAUGAGAUGGUUGCUGCCUUAGGCAUGAGCGCCAAUGGAGCAAGGGCCAUGGUGGGGGGCUUGCUACCAUCACUAAGCAUCACAGGUCCAGCUGGCAACCUGACAACCAAUCAGUGUGGGGUCUGUCUACGGGUGCUAAGCUGUCCCAGAGCACUACGCCUGCACCAGACUACACACCUUGGAGAACGCCCCUUUCCAUGUAAGAUAUGUGGCAGAUCCUUCUCUACCAAAGGCAGCCUUCGGUCACAUCUGGCCACCCAUCAUGCCCGACCACCCAAUGUACGUGCUCAGAACUCCUGCCCACUGUGUCAGCGAAAGUUCACAAAUGCCCUAGUGCUCCAGCACCACAUCCGUAUGCACCUUGGUGGACAGUUGCCCACGGAUGGCACAGAGGAGUCUGCACAUGAGAUACCAGCUGAAUCUAAUGCCAAAACCUUGCCACAAAUUCAAUCCCAUUCCACUGACCUAAAAACAGCCUCUAGCAAAACACCUCCUCUAGCAGGCCACUGUAAGAGCCCAGCCCCAAGCUCACAGCUUCAUUCUCCAGCAGUUGGAUCUGCUCCUGUGUCUGGCAGUAUAAAAUCAGCUGAGUUCACUAAAAAUCCCAGUAAGUCUGGGUCCUCCAGCCCAGACCUCAUCCCUCCGUCUGACCUUAGUCCUGACCCCUUCAUGAAUCCAACCACACAAACUCCACCACCGGGUAGUCUGGACCCCCCUGUCCUUUGUGUCAGUGCCCCUUUGCCAGCCUCCCAGCAGACAGACCAAGAUUCCCCAGUUGGCAAAAACAACCAAGUUGAACAACAAUCCACUGGCGAUGUUCUUCUUCCUAAAUCUAUCCCCUCCCCAGUUUCCUCCACUGUUACCAAAACGACAGUGUCAUCUAAUUCUAGGGUAGUGACCUGUGGAGAGGAUGAAGCAUCUACCUCCUCUGAUGCCUUCCUUGGCUCCAGAUCAAACCUGGAGGACUCACAAAGCACACCUGGCCUGGGUGCACCCUUUGCUUACACCUGUCCCAGUACCUCCUCUAAACCCAUACUGAGUCAAGAUGUUCUUAAUGCUGAUGCAACAUCAACCUUGGAAUCAGACCCAGUCUCCCCAAGGCCCCAGUCACCAGAACCCAUGGAACAAGGUAAUGAUCACUGUUCUCAGCCAGCAACACCAAAGGAAGACCGAGAAACUGUGCCUGAUGAGGACCCCAAAAAGAUGUGCACUCUGGAGACUCCUGACACUAUUGGUGCUGAAGUAAUGGGUGGUUCACAGAGAGCUGCCACUUUUGUAAGGGAGACACGUCAGAGCUUUCAUUUUGGUUUGUAUGGGAGGGAAGACAGGGUGGAAGCUGUCAAGAUCAGUGGAUUGGGUCCAGGUGGAGAAGUGGAUGCCUCUGCCCCCAUCAGCCUUGCCCCAACCCUUCCAUCACCAAUGUCUCGUCCUGAGAAGAAGACUUAUUGCUGUGCUGAGUGUGGAAAAGAAUAUGCAAGUCGCAGUGGACUGAAGGGGCAUAUGAAGCACCAUGGUGUGGUAAACAAAACAAUACGUACACCAGUCCGGAGUAGUCGUUCCUCCACUGAACAGCUUCCCUCUUCUACAUCCAUGACUUCCUUGAACAUUCCUGCCACCAGGAGCUCAGCUGGCUUCUGGAACCAGUACCAAGCCUUCCUUGGCACCAGUAACAAGCCAACUGAUGAUCCUACCACUGGAAACAAAGGAGAAAAUGAAUCGGCACAGUCUGCAAAAUCACCUGUUCGAUCUCAGAUGGAUCCAAGAGCCCCUGAUGAAGCAGGGGAAGAGUCUAAUGAAGGGUCACAACUUGAGUGAGCAUAAUUGGUUGGAUAAUGUUCUGGUGUUUUCAAUCAGUGUUUACCUUUUGGUGAAACUGUAUGGGCAUUUGCGUAGUACUGCUUCCUUAACAAAUUUCAGCUUGAUAGUCAGAGUUGUAUGUUUGUAUGUAAAAGUUGUGAGUCAGCCAGCUUGGUCUUGUAUUAAAAAAGAGAGAGCUAUUGUACAAAUAAAAGUGAACAUAGUAGCAGAGUUGGUCCAGUUUUUACUGGAUUUGAAAAAAAAGUGACACUACCUUUGUUUGGCCGAAGUUGUUUAUAGUUUGAUGCACAUUCUUAAAAAAGUAUCUCUGUUGUACCAAUGUUUCCUAUCAAUCAGAUCUGGUUCAAAUAAUUAUCAGUGGAUUUCUUUUACUACUUUCAAAAGAAAGAAAUAGUAUGAUUUACCGCAUUUGAAAAAAAAAAUCACACUUUCAGAUGAGUAGUCACUGGGAAUUAUGCUAAAAUAAUAAUUUGAAUUAAUCUUGGGACUCAUGUUGUGUGCCAUGUACCAAAUCUGAUCCACCUGGCACCAAAGGAGGCUCAUGCUAACCAAAAGAAAAUUUCUUUGCAAAUGCUUCCCAACCUACAAAAUAACCACAAAAUAUCCACAAAUAAAUAAUUAUUUCCUUGAGUUACAGAGGGAACUGAUAUAAGUGAAAAAAUGUGUUGUUCUGCUUACUUAAUUCACCUAACUUUGUUUUGCAAGAGCAAUCAAGGCCAACAAACUGAAUGUGCUUCUGUGAGGAAUAUUAAGUCUUUUGUCCUCCAUCUGGUUGUUCAAAUAAACUACUCACUCAUGUUAUUGUGGUUUACUUUUCACUAUAUUGUCCUGUCAAACCAGAAGCACAGCUGCAGUGUUUGUGAAUCCAGUGAGGACAUGGUCUUGUGUGUGACCUCUGACUUUCCGUUUUGUGAAAAUUAUGAAUGUUGUUUGGUCCAGAAGUAAUAUCCGUAACAUGUUUUCAGUUACUAAAACUCUCAGUUGCUACAUAUAUAUCGGAAGUCUGUGUCUGUUUGUUGUAAGUUGUACUUUCAGUAUCUCCAUAAUAAAAACCAUUUGGAAAAACAAAGCUCUUGCUCAGUCAUGUUUAAGGGAGCUAAUCAUGUUGGAACUGCUGUGUUGAAUUAUUAUUUUCCAUAAACACAGCAUGUAUGCAUGCUCAUAGGCAUUUGUGCGUCAAGUCAUACUGUGCAUGAUCCCUCAUAGUCACGUCAUUGAUCUCAGCAUUCUGCCAAGACAAUUAAAGCUCUCUCUUCUUCCAUAAACCAGGAGAAGAAAGGGAGCGGAGGAGGCCAGCUGUCUUCCUUCAGCCAUGGCUAGCACAACAGCUGAACUAAAGUAUGCGUGCACAUAAGGAUGGUUACAGGAAAAGUGUGUAUUUCAAGUCUUUAAAACAUCUGUGUGGGUACCUACUCAUCUCUGUAUGCACGAGCACACACAGCUGUAAAUAAGUGUCAUGUUCCUAGCAGCCAUCCUAUGUGAUGUGAAAUCUAUAGCUGCCAUGACC
Messenger RNA from Scatophagus argus, 6252 nucleotides. RefSeq names its product spalt-like transcription factor 2 (gene sall2). Gene Ontology annotation, cellular component: nucleus. The transcript has 4 exons. The record is from RefSeq and is a predicted model, not a curated record. Gene Ontology annotation, biological process: regulation of transcription by RNA polymerase II. NCBI's taxonomy places the organism in Eukaryota, Metazoa, Chordata, Actinopteri, Scatophagidae. The coding region runs from base 468 to 4742 and encodes 1424 amino acids. Gene Ontology annotation, molecular function: RNA polymerase II cis-regulatory region sequence-specific DNA binding; DNA-binding transcription factor activity, RNA polymerase II-specific.